Thecamonas trahens ATCC 50062 is the source of this 2148-nucleotide messenger RNA. RefSeq lists its product as uncharacterized. The coding region runs from base 58 to 2148 and encodes 696 amino acids. The transcript is spliced from 3 exons. NCBI's taxonomy places the organism in Eukaryota, Apusomonadida, Apusomonadidae. Gene Ontology annotation, biological process: protein dephosphorylation. The record is from RefSeq and is a predicted model, not a curated record. Gene Ontology annotation, molecular function: protein tyrosine phosphatase activity.
GGGCAGAGAAGGAGCAAGGAGGGGGAAGCGGCAGGAGAAGAGGCAAGGAAGGACAGUAUGGCAAGCCGCAAGAGUGGACGUGCCCGACCCAUCAUGGAGAGCCUCCGUGCUCAGCCGGGACUUGCUGGCGUACGGCUGGAAGGACUGGCCGAGAGAGUGACCCGUAUGGCGGCUCGGAUGGUUCGCAAGAACGGUGCGCUGACGACAGGCUUUGAGCACGAGUUCAACUACACCAUGCAUGUUGCUGAGCUGUCGUCUUUUCUUCGCGAAGCUGGUCCCGGAGACGAUGGUCUCUCCUCUGAGAACCUCUACAAGAAUCGCUAUGCCAACAUCAUCCCCUUUGAUGCAAAUCGUCUGCGGCUGAACCAGCUCGCUCCAUCGGUUGAUCCGCCGGCUUCGGGGCCACUUCUCCCGGCAGAGCCGGAUCCAGACGCUCCGCUCACUCCGGAUGCUGUCGAGGCAACUUCGCCGUCUGUUCUUCCGGUUAUGGUUGGCGUUGCGGCCGUCUCGGAGGCCACCGACUAUGUCAAUGCGUCCAAGGUUUCGGGCAUCGGCCGCGACGCCCGCGACGCGUACAUUGUGGCCCAAGCGCCGCUGCCAUGGACGAUGGAGGCGUACUGGUCUGCCAUCUGGCAGGAAGGUAUCUCGCACAUUGUCAUGCUCACCGACUUUGUAGAGUCGUCGGUCAUCAAGGCCGACAAGUACUGGCCACCGCCGCGCUCUGCCGCUGCUGCCGCUGCGGCGCCAGGCACCGCGCUUGGUCCCGGCGCGCUCACCGCCGGCCCAUUCCGCAUCGCCACCGCAUCAUACGAGGUGGAUUCAGAGGCCGGCGCCGAGAUCCGCGUCCUGCUCCUCACCCGAGUCGACGGACGGCCGGGUGUCGAGGCCGAGACGCGGACCAUCAAGCACUUUCACUUUCGGGCGUGGCCCGACCACGGCGUGCCCGAGGACUCGGCCAAGUUCCUCGUCCUCAUCCAGCAGGUGUGGGCGUCGCGCGGGAUGAGCGGCACUCCCGCGGCAGCGACUAGUGACGGUUCGUCGUCGCACUCGGCGCUCGACGACGAUAGCAAUGACGACGAGAGUGCGUCCAUCACCGAAGACGAAGCCCCGCUUCUGGUCCACUGCUCGGCCGGAGUCGGGCGGACCGGCGUGUUUGUCGUUGUCGACGCCAUCCUUCGCCACGUCCACGCCGAGAUCGAGGCCGGCACGCCGGCGCAGGACAUCACGGUUUCCAUCCCGCUCACCGUUCUCGAGCUCCGCAAGCAGCGGCGGUACUUUGUCCAGACGCCGCAGCAGUACGAGCUCUGCUACACCGCUGUCCUCAACUACAUCACCAACCUUCUUGAUGACGAGGGCACCAGCAGCCCCGCCAAUUCGUACUGUGGACUGCCCCAGUUCCAUGCCAGGGUUCCCCGUGGCGCCAUCCUCCGCAUAGUGGCCGAGGACCCCAAGGGCCGUGGCUAUGUCCGCUGCCAGGCGCCCGACGGCCAGCUCGGCUGGAUCCCCUCCUCCAUCCUGCUGGAGGACUCGGAGCACAAGUUCACCGCAGCUGCUGCUGCCGCCGCUACUCCGGCGACACCGCCAACCAGUGGCGAAGAUCUGGUCGAAGAUUCCGACUUGCGCGCCCUGCAGCUCCACAUGGCCGAGCUUGACAUGGCUGGCCUCCCGCCGCCGUCGUCUUCGGCAUCGGCUCCUACGGGAGCGUCUCCCCACGCGGUCAUAUGUCCGCAGGCCGAUCUCAUCUCGCACGACUCGCCUGUCGCCUCGGUCCUCAUCGAGUGCUCGUACUGCGCUGCAGAGUGCUGCGUAGCCUGCCUCGAGACCCACGAGCGCUCGCUCAAGAAGCGUGCGCGCGCCGGUGCCCAAGCCGCCCCCCGGCCGACACUGUCUCCGGCUUCACUUGCCGUGCCAGACAUCACCGGCGACGAGGUCGACGAUCUUCUCUCGCCGACAGCCUCGGGUCGGAUGGCUCAGCGACUGGCGUGUGUGAUGUGUUUUGAGCGGCCGCGCAACGCGGCCUUUGUUCAUGGCGCACAGGCCCACUUUGCAUGCUGCAUGACCUGUGCUGAAGCUGUCAUGUCGCAAUCUGGGCAGUGCUGCAUCUGCUCGGUCGAAAUCGAUCUUGUGGUCCAAGUCUACACCUCGUGA